Molecule: messenger RNA, 2253 nt
Organism: Penicillium bovifimosum
Lineage: Eukaryota; Fungi; Ascomycota; Eurotiomycetes; Eurotiales; Aspergillaceae
Exons: 2
Coding region: 1-2253 (750 amino acids)
Biological process (GO): transmembrane transport
Cellular component (GO): plasma membrane
Molecular function (GO): transmembrane transporter activity
Source: RefSeq, a predicted model, not a curated record
AUGUUCUCCGAAUAUGCUUCACGAUUUCUUGCUCAGUCACAAUCACGAAUAACACCUCGACCAGACGAAGUUCAAAGGUCAGGUCGUAGCCGCCCUGGUCAACAUCAAGGCAAUCCUCGACAUCCCUCAUCGCGUUCUUUCUUACGACCUAGCGACCCUUAUCGGUCGGGUGCAUCCCAGAUAUCUCACUUUCCUUUUGCUUCCCGUGGUUCCGGUCAACAUGCUCCUCUUUUCUUCAGUGCUACCGAUGAAUUUCGAGAGGAAGAUGACGAAACGGAACGGGAACGCGAGAUUGCUGAUUUCUAUGCUCUCCAACGGUCAAGGCGGCAUUUCGGCGAUAGCAACUUGAAGGACUCCUCUGAACUUGAGGACUCUGAACGUUCGGCAUUCGACGAGGAUAGUGCAAUGUACGAUGAUCGUCCAGGCAAUGGAAAAGGCAUCAAGAGCUCAUGGCGGGGAGAUAAAGGUGUCUCUGCUGCUCGCCCAUUCCCUAUCGAAUCUGUGGCAGAAACUGCAGAGCACGAAAUAGUAUCUACCAGUCCUAGCAGUAGCAAGGCUCGAGGCCACCUAGUUGAUAUUGGUUUGGUGGAUUCCCUACGCACUGACAAUGACGAUGAUCAGGCGUUGCCCGGUCCCGGUGCUCAGGACCCACCCGUGCAACGAUUUCGAGUCCAGACUCCAACGGAUGAUCCCUCUGCGCCCAACAUACUAGGGCCUGCAGUGGAGCAGACUGGGCUGUUGUCGUCAAAUCGCCCACGACCGCCUAGCUCGGCGAGCUCAUUCCCUACAUCGAUGUCACCCUUGGCCUCAGAGAACAUGGUACACGACGCCUUUUGGGGUCAGUUGUUCUUGAUAUCUCUUGCGGGAUUGUUUGCUUCGGCAUUUCUCGUAUAUCUUCACACAUCUACCCCAUCUGGCGACAAAUCAAGAUGGGGCGAUACAAUAUACAUGACCGUUCAUAGGUCUUUCUUUCUGCUCGCGAUAUACACGGUCGUAUCUGUCCUCGUCUCUCUUCUCUGGUUGGCCUUACUACGAUCCUAUGUGCGACUGCUGGUCCACAUGAUUCUAGUCGCCGUCCCUACUAUUUUAUACUCUUUCUCCUUGUAUUCUUUCAUCUCAAGCUUCAAGGGACCAUGGCAUGGGAUGAGUAUCCAAGACAAGGCAAUGAGAUGGGGCUCUGUGGUUCCGUUCCUUGUGGCCACCCUGUGGAUUUACAAUGUUCUUCGCGGCCGCCAGUCUAUCGGGAAAGCUAUAGGGAUACUGGAAUUUGCCUGCCGAAUAUUAGCUGCCAAUCCCGAGCUUCUUGCUCUUGGUCUGGGUGCCUUGGUCUGCGUUGUUUCCUGGACGUGGAUAUGGAUGUUGAUGUUCACUCGCGUGUUCUUGGGUGGUCAUCUUGUCAGCUCAAGAUCAUUCAUUAUUGACGCGGGUAGCUGGUGGCUCGGUAUCUAUUUCGUUAUGGUUUAUCUCUGGUCAAUCGGCGUCAUCGCGGGCAUCCAGCGUGCUGUCACGGCUGCAACCGUGAGCCAGUGGUAUUUCCACCGGUUGGCCACACCCGCACCCACCUCCAGGCAAAUCGUCCAGGCAGCCCUCGUACAUGCUACCACGGCGCUCUUUGGCACCAUCUCUGUGUCCAGACUACUGGGCUUACUGAUCCGAGUUCCUCUUCUCGUGCUACCGGGCCGCAUCUCCUCAUUGCUCAGUCUGUUUGCCUAUUCACUCAUCCCCACCCCGAUCACUUACUUGACCAAUCCCCUUUCUCUUACCUAUGCAGCGAUUCAUUCGCAGCCUCUUGCGGCUUCCUCCCGAGGCUUGAGCCAAAUGACAAUCCUUACCCCGUCAGCAGCCGCAACAUCUCUACAUUCCCGUUCCUUGCCUCGGUCCCCUGCGGGCUCGGGCACUCUUCUCUCAUACAGGCUGUCCAAAUUGAUUCUCUAUGCCGCCCGUUUCAUCAUGUCGUUGGCCUUAGGAUUUGGUGGUUGGGUGACUACUGCUCGAAACCUAACAACCUUUGCUACCGGUGGCACCAUUCGCGGUAGUCUCUAUGCCUACGUGGUAGGUCUUAUUGCGGGAACCAUUGGCUGGACCACGCUGGGUGCAAUGGAAGGUGUCGUCGCGGAUAUUGUAGAUGCGGCCGUAAUUUGCUGGGCAAGCGAAGUCGGUAUCUAUGGCAGAGAAGCUCGGUAUUGUCGUGAGGCUGGCUGGCUCUUUGGAGACUCGCCGUCUCACUUCGGACAUGAACAUCAGGACGUUUAG